CCCCCCCUUUCCAUCUCUUCGUAAUGAAGCGAGGCAGCAGCUAAUCCCGCAAGAUAAGAAAUCGUCGGGAUAGAGCGACUCGCAUCCAUCAGGGCUCAUGGAGAAUACCAGCGCCAGGCACGUCUAUGCAGCUACUGGACACCUUCAGCAAUCAACGGUUGACUCAGCUAUCAAGAACCAGUUCAGCCGUCAAGAGCUAAUGGUGAAGUUGACAGAAGGGCAGUACGUCUUGUGCCGUUGGACCGACGGGCUCUAUUACCUUGGGAAGAUUAAGAGGGUGAGCGGCUCUAAGCAGAGUUGCCUGGUGACUUUUGAAGACAACUCCAAGUAUUGGGUGCUUUGGAAAGACAUCCAACAUGCCGGAGUGCCAGGAGAAGAACCAAAGUGCACCAUCUGCCUGGGGACGACCACGGCGCCCCUGAAUGAGAUCUUGAUAUGCGGGAAGUGUGGCUUGGGGUAUCACCAGCAGUGUCACAUCCCGGUGGUGAGCAGUUGCGAGAGUUCCAUGGUGACUCCUUGGUUCUGUCGGAGAUGUAUCUUUGCCUUGGCUGUGCGGAAAGGUGGGGCCCUAAGAAAAGGUGCCAUCGCAAGGACGCUACAGAUGGUCAAGAUGGUGCUGUCCUAUAACCCGGAGCAACUGGAAUGGGACUCCCCCCACAGAACCAACCAGCAGCAGUGUUACUGCUACUGUGGCGGCCCUGGCGAAUGGUACCUGAAGAUGCUGCAAUGCUACCAUUGCCGACAGUGGUUCCACGAGGCCUGCACUCAAUGCCUCAGUGAUCCGAUGCUGUUUGGAGAUCGAUUUUAUGUUUUCUAUUGCUCGGUGUGUAACCAGGGCCCAGAGUACAUCAAGCGUUUGCCCUUGAGAUGGGUCGACGUUGUCCAUCUUGUGCUCUACAACUUGGGUGUUCAGAGUAAGAAGAAAUACUUUGACUUUGAGGAAAUCUUAGCCUUUGUCAAUCACCACUGGGACCCUUUGCAGCUUGGGAAGUUGACUGCUACCCCUGUGGCGGAGCGAGGUCCUCAUCUCCUGGAUGCUUUAAACAGCUACAAAAGCAGGUUUCUUUGCGGGAAGGAAAUCAAGAAGAAGAAAUGCAUUUUUCGCUUGCGGAUUCGGGUCCCGCCCAAUCCGCCGAGCAAACUCCUGCCUGAGAAGAUCCCAGGACUGGUCGACGGCAAAGCUUCUGAGGCGAAGAAAAGAGGGAGGCUCAAGUAUUCCCAUAAAAGCAGUUCGCUGCCACAUGAGCUCCAGCAAGAGAGGAGGAGGAAAAGAUCAAAAUUUCUCCUGGAGGAUGCGAUUCCCAGUAGUGAUUUCGCCUCUGCUUGGAGCACUAACCACCACUUGGCCAGCAUCUUUGAUUUCACCUUGGACGAAAUCCAGAGUCUGAAGAGUGGAAGUUCGAGCCACACUUUCCUUUCCGACGUGGAUUCCACAGAUGCUGUCAGCACUUCGGGCUCUGCCACAACCAGCUUGUCCUAUGAAUCAAGCAGGCGGAACGUGGGCAGCCGGAAGCGCAAACUGUCCGCUAAAACUUACACGGCGGUCGAGGCCAAGCAGAAAUGCUCCGAGCACCCCCAGGGGAUCGUGCCUGGCUGCUCCUCAGAAGACAGCGAGGCGGCCUGCGGGCUGGAUCGCCCAGACCACGCCAUCGACUGCCAUCCUUUUGAGAGCAUGAGCGAAGACGACCCGUCGCUCUCCCACCUCAAGCUGUCCAUCAGCAACUAUUUCGGCGCUGCCGGCAGAUUGGUGUGCGGGGAAAAGUACCAAGUCCUGGCUCGGAGGGUGACCCCGGAGGGCAAAGUCGAGUACCUGGUCGAAUGGGAGGGUACCACACCUUACUGAUGCUGCGUGAUGGUCUGGGACGUCGGGCCCUAAGAAAGGAAACGGGGGGGAGAGAAUGGCCUCCAGAGAUUCAUUUGAUCGGACUGGGAGGCUGGAUUGGGCCAUGGCUUUCUUGGAGAGUCUUCUUAACGCUUAUUCCAGGUGGCACCGCCGUGGGUGUUCUCCACACACCGAGGCACUCUCUGUAAGGCGGGGGGGAAACUUUCAUGAGGUAGCAC
Messenger RNA from Elgaria multicarinata webbii, 2061 nucleotides. It is a transcript of the gene PHF19, whose product is annotated as PHD finger protein 19. Gene Ontology annotation, biological process: regulation of DNA-templated transcription; chromatin organization. Bases 98 to 1843 code for a protein of 581 amino acids. NCBI's taxonomy places the organism in Eukaryota, Metazoa, Chordata, Lepidosauria, Squamata, Anguidae. The record is from RefSeq and is a predicted model, not a curated record. Gene Ontology annotation, cellular component: nucleus. The transcript is spliced from 15 exons. Gene Ontology annotation, molecular function: chromatin binding; DNA binding.